AUGGCGACGCCCAAGAAGCUGCUCCGAGCCUGGGAAGGCAGGACCAAUGAGACGCAGAAGCUGGAGGAGGAGCUGAUGACCACCAGGAUCCGGGAGGCGGAGGCGCUCUCUGAACUGAAGGAGCUUAGGCUGAAGGUGCAAGUUUCGACAAACCAGCUGCGGCGGCAGGACGAGGAGCGCGCGCUGCAGACGCGCCAGCGCGAGUUUCAGCACAGGCUCAGCGACCUCGAGAGCAAGGUGACCUUCUACCGUGUUCUAGAGCAUUCCAUUCCUUCUAGCUCGUGGUGCACGUGCCACGAGACGCGCCAGCGCGAGUUUCAGCACAGGCUCAGCGACCUCGAGAGCAAGGUGACCUUCUACCGUGUUCUAGAGCAUUCCAUUCCUUCUAGCUCGUGGUGCACGUGCCACGAGACGCGCCAGCGCGAGUUUCAGCACAGGCUCAGCGACCUCGAGAGCAAGGUGACCUUCUACCGUGUUCUAGAGCAUUCCAUUCCUUCUAGCUCGUGGUGCACGUGCCACGAGACGCGCCAGCGCGAGUUUCAGCACAGGCUCAGCGACCUCGAGAGCAAGGUGACCUUCUACCGUGUUCUAGAGCAUUCCAUUCCUUCUAGCUCGUGGUGCACGUGCCACGAGACGCGCCAGCGCGAGUUUCAGCACAGGCUCAGCGACCUCGAGAGCAAGGUGACCUUCUACCGUGUUCUAGAGCAUUCCAUUCCUUCUAGCUCGUGGUGCACGUGCCACGAGACGCGCCAGCGCGAGUUUCAGCACAGGCUCAGCGACCUCGAGAGCAAGGUGACCUUCUACCGUGUUCUAGAGCAUUCCAUUCCUUCUAGCUCGUGGUGCACGUGCCACGAGACGCGCCAGCGCGAGUUUCAGCACAGGCUCAGCGACCUCGAGAGCAAGGUGACCUUCUACCGUGUUCUAGAGCAUUCCAUUCCUUCUAGCUCGUGGUGCACGUGCCACGAGACGCGCCAGCGCGAGUUUCAGCACAGGCUCAGCGACCUCGAGAGCAAGGUGACCUUCUACCGUGUUCUAGAGCAUUCCAUUCCUUCUAGCUCGUGGUGCACGUGCCACGAGACGCGCCAGCGCGAGUUUCAGCACAGGCUCAGCGACCUCGAGAGCAAGGUGACCUUCUACCGUGUUCUAGAGCAUUCCAUUCCUUCUAGCUCGUGGUGCACGUGCCACGAGACGCGCCAGCGCGAGUUUCAGCACAGGCUCAGCGACCUCGAGAGCAAGGUGACCUUCUACCGUGUUCUAGAGCAUUCCAUUCCUUCUAGCUCGUGGUGCACGUGCCACGAGACGCGCCAGCGCGAGUUUCAGCACAGGCUCAGCGACCUCGAGAGCAAGGUGACCUUCUACCGUGUUCUAGAGCAUUCCAUUCCUUCUAGCUCGUGGUGCACGUGCCACGAGACGCGCCAGCGCGAGUUUCAGCACAGGCUCAGCGACCUCGAGAGCAAGGUGACCUUCUACCGUGUUCUAGAGCAUUCCAUUCCUUCUAGCUCGUGGUGCACGUGCCACGAGACGCGCCAGCGCGAGUUUCAGCACAGGCUCAGCGACCUCGAGAGCAAGGUGACCUUCUACCGUGUUCUAGAGCAUUCCAUUCCUUCUAGCUCGUGGUGCACGUGCCACGAGACGCGCCAGCGCGAGUUUCAGCACAGGCUCAGCGACCUCGAGAGCAAGGUCAUGAGGCUAGAAGCGUGGAAGGCGCGCGCACUCGGUCUCACGCUCACGAGGAGCGAGUCACUAGAAGAGGACCUGGAGGAGGACGACAAACUGAAACUCGUGCUGCGGAGGGAAUCCUCCGCCUCCCUGGACUCUAACAAGACGUAGCGAUAUCUCUCUACUCUCCGUUCUCCUGUAAAGCGGGAAUGUACUCUUUCUCUCCGGUUCCUUAGAAGGUGGAUACGGUUUCAAAAUUUAUUUGUACGUAUACAAUAUGUGAUUGCUUAACUAUAGCAGAGCCAUUUUAAUAGGCAACAUUUGACAGUUCAACUAAUUUCGUUUUGUUAGAUCUGCACAUUUGCUUAACUUUUUUCAAUUACGAUUACAUAUUAGUAAU
Messenger RNA from Colias croceus (clouded yellow), 2059 nucleotides. RefSeq lists its product as uncharacterized. The record is from RefSeq and is a predicted model, not a curated record. Bases 1 to 1830 code for a protein of 609 amino acids. The transcript has 3 exons. Lineage: Eukaryota; Metazoa; Arthropoda; Insecta; Lepidoptera; Pieridae.